AUGGCGAGUGCUAGCAGGGCCAAGACUCCAGCCUCCUCCACCAAGGGGCCCCGCUCAAACAAAACAUCUGCUCUCGAUCUUCGGUAUCCAACGUCAACAAUAGAACAAGAAUCCGAAAUCCUGCGCAACGGCUACUCCACGCCCUCACGAUGGCAAGGUAACUACGAUGUGCAGUACUUCACCUGCUGUCCGGGCUGUCCUGACCCGAUUGGGUAUCCAUCUUCUAUCAAUGCUGUCAUCAUGCAACCUACGCCAACCCCAGUUCCAUCACCGAACAGCGAGAGUGACAAGAGCACCUCGGAUUCCCUCGACUCGCACGCAGACUGGGCACGAAAAGUCGACGACGGUAUAAGAAGACUGCAGGUGGCAAUUGCUAUCACAAAGGACAUCCUGUCCAGUCCGACCUGUGAUUCCUCGACACGGAAGGAGUGCGUGAAGAAGAAGGGGGACAAUGGACCCGUGUCAAGCUCUCUACAAAUCAACGACCCCUCCAGGCACUGUGAGCUUUCUCAGGAUGAGGAUCUGUCUGGUACGCUCUUACGGAUCCUGACUAUGAUCCAAAAUCAUGAAGAGCCCCCCAAUCCUAGGCCUCGGCAGCCAGUACCACCCCUCAAGGCGUUCCCCAGGUUGAACCUUGCUCUACGACACGUCCAUGAAUGCUUUCUGACUCCUUCUACGAUGGGGAAACGUGGGGGACCGUUUCAACUGCUGAUCACGGAAUCGACCCCUUUUGAGGAUAAGCCCGAUGGAAGGUUCAGAGAUGCUUUCAAAAGGAGACGACCCAACCAGAUCAGGGCAUCGUGGUAUCGGAUUCGUGGUAUAAGACUUACAUAUGCAAAACUUCUCUCUGAUCGUUAUCUGUGCGACUGUGCUUACUUCGCUUUCAAUCACAUUGCUACUUUUGAAUUCGUGUCGCAAAUCAAGCCAAAUGAGGAUCCAAAACAUCUAUAUGUAAGAUUGCUCAUAUUAUUGGCGAAAAAUGCUCAAGAGGAAACAGCAAAAGACUCUGGGAGCGACCUGCUUAGGAAAACCCCAUGGCAAGCGGAUCAAGUAGCAAUCGGGAUUAUGACUAUGCUAGUAGCUUUCCUUCUGGAGAAGGGGAGGAUACCGCAUGGCUAUCAGGAACUUCGCGAUGGACGGGGCAGGGUCUUUUAUCUGAAUUAUCGCGAUGGGUCAUUGAGGAGGAAUCUAGCCGACUGUUUUGCCCCGAGUGAACCAUCCAAGGACUCUGAGAGGGGUCGUCGAUACCGGAGACGCCGAAAGCAAAUUCUUUACAGGACACAUAAUGGCAUAACUCCAAUUCUUCCGCGUAAGAAAUACAAAGGCCCGUUCACCAAGAUUGCUUCAGGCAAUGAGUCGAUGCGAAAGGGAAAUCCCGAGACACAAUCCAAAGAUCAACCGUCUCAUUCUGGGACGGACGGUAACAUGAAGCGAUCUCCAUUUGUUGGACAGGUAUCCCGAAACUGUCAAAGAGCGAGAGAUUCCGUGUCGAAUUUCGAGCAACGUAUAGAGAUAUUGGUGCAACUUUUAACUCAAGGCACAACUCUGACCCCAAAAGAAGAAAUACUGAACAGAAAAUUCCUAUCACCAGAGAGGCCAAUCUCACCACAGGAGGAACAUGCAUCACUUUUAAAGGGUUUGGCAGCAUUAGAGCAAAGAAGUUUGAAUGAUAACGAAUACCCUCAUUGUCAUUACCUAGACCUCUUAAAAAUAGACUGGUCCAACCUGUCAAUCGAAGUCAAAUAUUGGUACUGGAAUCGAUGGCUCAAACGUCACCGAGACUAUCGCUAUCGAUAUUCCCAAUGGCAGGACUGCGUUGCAAGUAUCCGACGUCCCAAAUUCGUUACCCAAGAUGAAAGAGUGAGGUUCGAGGUCAUCGCCAAUCAGACCGAUGAACAGAUUGCGGAAGAUACUAAGCUCGAUGUCAACUGGUCUAUUGAAAGGGCAUUCUACUCGAGAACGGAUUCCUUUGAAAUACCUGAUGAGGCGUCCCACCCUCAAGCUGUUACCCCCUCGAUGGCAGACCCGAAACCAGCAAGUAAGAAACAUUCAAAGCGUAAAGGAAAGAAGAAGCAAAAGGGCCGGAGGUUUCACAAGUAAGACGACAAAACAACUGAUAACGAUUAAGAACUGCCACAGAUAUUGCAGAUUCCGCAUGAGAUGCACUAGAUGACAAAACUCCUACGUGGACCCAAAAGAUACGAACCCGCCCAAGAGAGGGAAGAAACACAGGCGCAGAUCAAGAGCUUACAGCUCGAGAGCUGCUUAUAGGGCCACCAGCGCUGACAUGAUAAGAAAUAUAAAUAACCAACCUCAAGGAAAGCACUCACUCGUUCUAGAUAGAUAUCCACACUCUCUCUCACCAGCACAACUUCUCCUUUCAACUCGCAGGUAUGUUUACAUGGCUUCGAUAGAUAGAUACAUACGGACUUCCAGUCUACCCAGCGUUCAAUAGAUAGAUAA
This is a messenger RNA of Amorphotheca resinae ATCC 22711, 2463 nucleotides long. RefSeq lists its product as hypothetical. Bases 1 to 2100 code for a protein of 699 amino acids. The record is from RefSeq and is a predicted model, not a curated record. The transcript has 3 exons. NCBI's taxonomy places the organism in Eukaryota, Fungi, Ascomycota, Leotiomycetes, Helotiales, Amorphothecaceae.